AUGGAUUCUGGAAAACUGUUAAUGAAAAAACUGCUCCUUUGUUUCCUCUUUCGGUUCUCUGUUUCAAUUGACACCAUAACACCAAUCCACUCGGUUAAAGAAGGCAAUAUUAUCGUCUCCAGUGGGAACGUUUUCGCUCUUGGAUUCUUCAGGCCUGGCAGUUCAAGAAACCGUUAUAUCGGUAUCUGGUACAACCAAGUUCCAGAACAAACAGUCGUAUGGGUUGCAAACAGAGACAAUCCUAUCAGUGACUCAUCCGGGAUUCUGUCAAUCGACAAUCAAGGAAACCUCGUGCUUCACCAAGGCAAUCAAACACUACUCCCUCUCUGGUCUACCAAUGUCUCCAUCAAUACAGGCUCCAAGAAUACCGUAGCACAACUCUUGGAUUCUGGGAAUCUUGUUCUGUUUCAGAAUGAUACUAAAAGGACUCUGCUGUGGCAGAGUUUUGAUUAUCCAUCCAACACACAGCUUCCGUAUAUGAAACUGGGGUUGGACCUGAGAACCGGCGUUAAUCGGUUCCUGACAUCAUGGAAGUCUCAAGAUGACCCUGGAAUUGGCGACUACUCCUUUAGGAUGGACCCAAAAGGUUUCCCUCAGUUGUCCUUGUACAGUGGAUCCUCGCGUUGGUGGCGCGCUGGGACGUGGACAGGGCGAAAAUGGAGCGGAGUACCCCAAAUGGUUCGGAGUUAUGUCAUCGUGAACGCUACCUUCAUCAACAAUGAGGAUGAAGUAUCCAUUAUGUGGGGUGUCACCGGUGCCUCCAUCCUCACCAGGAUGCUCGUGAAUGAAUUUGGAGUUCAAAGGUUUACAUGGGAUGCACAAGACAAUCGUUGGAUCGGGUUCUGGUCGGUUCCAAGGGAAGAGUGUGAUUUUUACAAGCAUUGUGGGCCAAAUUCUAAUUGUAACCCAUACCCUGCUAACAAGUUCGAAUGCACAUGUUUACCAGGGUACGAACCCAGGUCGCCUCAGCAAUGGUACCUAAGAGAGUUAUCAGGUGGGUGCAUAAAGAAGCGUGAUAACAUAUCCAUGUGUCAUAGUGGAGAGGGGUUUGUGAAGGUACCACGUGUGAAGAUACCAGAUACGUCGGUGGCAGGCGCCGACCUGAACUUGGGGUUGAAACAGUGUGAAGAAAUGUGCUUGCGUAAUUGUUCUUGCAUGGCUUAUGCAAAUGCAUAUUAUCAGAAGGAUGGAGGGACUGGUUGCUUGAUGUGGCAUGGUGAUUUGGUGGAUACCAGGACCUAUAUUGAUAAUGGACAAGAUUUGUACGUAAGGGUUGAUGCAGUUGAGCUAGGGACAAGAAGACAAAAGAAUCAUCGGUCGAGUUCAUUGUUCUUGAAGGACUCUUUCAAAACAAAUGAUUUUGAUGAAAAUAGCAGCGCUGAUUUGCCAUUCUUUGAUUUACGCACCAUUGCUGCAGCUACAAAUAACUUCUCUCCUGAGAAUAAACUUGGAGAAGGUGGCUUUGGCCCUGUUUAUAAGGGUGUACUAUUCAAUGGAAAGGAAAUAGCAAUCAAGAGAUUAUCGAAGUAUUCGGGGCAAGGAAUUGAAGAAUUUAAGAAUGAAAUUACGUUAAUUGCUAAACUUCAACAUCGGAAUCUUGUAAGGAUCAUAGGUUGCUGCAUUGAAGAAGAAGAGAAGAUGUUAAUUUAUGAGUACCUGCCAAACAAAAGCUUGGACUCUUUUAUUUUUGUUGAAACAAGAAAAUCAUUGCUAGACUGGAGAAAGCGGUUCGAAAUUAUAUGUGGGAUUGCUCGAGGAAUCUUGUAUCUUCAUCAUGACUCAAGGUUGAGAAUAAUUCAUAGAGAUCUCAAGCUUAGCAAUGUUUUACUAGAUGCUUUAAUGAAUCCCAAAAUUUCUGAUUUUGGGAUGGCUAGAAUUUUCGGAGGUGACCAAAUUGAAGGAAAUACUAAACGCAUAGUUGGAACAUAUGGUUAUAUGUCUCCAGAAUAUGCUAUGAAAGGUCUAUUUUCAAUUAAAUCCGAUGUAUAUAGCUUUGGAGUUCUACUAUUAGAAAUUAUCAGCGGCAGAAAAAUCAGUAGCCACUAUGUUGAUCAAAGCUCAACUUUAAAUUUGAUAGAACAUGUUUGGAACUUGUGGAAAGAAGGUAGGGCAAUGGAGAUAGUGGAUUCAUCCCUAGGGGAAUACUCAUCGUCUCUGGCAGAUGAAGUUUUGAGGUGCAUCCAGAUUGGGUUGUUGUGUGUGCAAGAAUCCGCGGCGGACCGGCCGACGAUGUCUACGGUUGUGUUCACGUUGGGCAAUGAUAAAGCGGUCCUUCCUCCUCCGAACCACCCUGCAUUUGUGGUGAAGAAGGCACACAAUGUUGAUGCAGGCGGGGGCAUUGGGUCUAAUAAUGAGGUGACUCUUACUCUGGUUCAACCUCGGUAGAGGUUCUUAAUCAAAAAGUACGUACCAC
Rubroshorea leprosula is the source of this 2413-nucleotide messenger RNA. The record is from the annotation of a GenBank genome assembly. NCBI's taxonomy places the organism in Eukaryota, Viridiplantae, Streptophyta, Magnoliopsida, Malvales, Dipterocarpaceae.